AUGAAAAUAUUACAGUUUAAUCAGGAUGCUACUUGUUGUGUAGUAUCGCCAUCUGACAACAUGGUGAACAUAUACAAUUGUGACCCAUUUGGGAAAUGUUUUGAAUUUAAUACGAGAAAUGAUAACAACAAUAAUACAGAAAAUACUAGUGGAGAAAGUAAUUCUAAUAAUAUGACGCUUGGAGGGACUGGUGAUGAUGAGGGAAAUGCAAUUGAUCACAUCAAACAAAACAAUAUCAAUCAAUCAAUUACUAAUGAUGAUUCAUUUGUAGUGGAAAUGUUGUUUUCUACUAGUCUAGUGGCCAUUUGUGAUAGGAACCAAGGUCCCAUAAAAAGUAAAAGAUUAAAGAUUGUUAAUACUAAACGAAAAUCAAUAAUAUGCGAGCUUGUAUUCCCUCAUGAAAUUGUAGAUGUUGCAAUGAAUAGAAAGAGAAUGUGCAUCCUCUUAGAAAAUGAUCAAAUAAUUAUUUAUGAUAUAUCGUGUAUGAAACCAUUGGAGACUAUCGAUCUUUGGGAGAACCCAAAGUUAAGUACGACAAAUGGUACAACUGACUCUACAGACGACUCACAACGGAAUGUCACACAGCUUCAAGUAAAUGAUUAUUCAAAAAAGAGAAGAAACUCCCUGACAAGUAAGAUUCGCCCUCGAAUCGUUCUGAGUAAUGACGACAGAAGUAUAUUGUGUUAUACGUCUUUUAGUAUGUCCAAUAGUAAAUCUGGUUCUUACUUAAUAAAUGAUAUAGUGGUAUAUGAUGCAUUAAAUAUCAAGCCGAUAAACUAUAUUAAUAACGUCCAUAAAGGGAAUAUAUCAUGUUUAGCUAUAAACAAUGAUGGGAAACUUUUGGCCACAGCUUCAGAAAAAGGAACUAUCGUUAGAGUAUUCAGUACUGGUAUCGAUGUGGAUUUCAGUUCUGGCAAACAACUGCAAUAUGAAUUCAGAAGAGGAACAAGACCUUCAAACAUAUAUCAACUAAUAUUCAAUAAAACAUCGACCUUAGUCGGGUGUGUUGGUGAUACAGAUACGAUUCAUUUAUUCUCGCUCACGCAAACAAGCAUGGAUAAUGAUAUAUCAGUGCAAGAUAAUGUCACUCCUGCUCAUGUAGAACAAGAAAACAAUGAUAUAAGUACAUCAAGCCUUUCUUCAGGAAUAAAAAACUCGACUGAAAGACCAAAGCAAUUUGCCAACUUCUUGUCGAAAAAGAUUAAAGCUUCCAUAUCGAAUAAAAGUAUUAGUCGUGAUUUUGUUCAUAUAAAAGUAGAAGAAAAUGCAAAAUAUUGCAUAGGAUUUCCAAAUGAGUAUCCAAAAGAGAUAUAUGUUAUAGGGAAUGACGGCUUAUUUUUAAUAUAUGCAAUCCCUACGAACCCUGGAGAAUGUGUAUUAUCCAAAUCUAGUAAAUUUGAAUGA
Messenger RNA from Maudiozyma barnettii, 1404 nucleotides. RefSeq names its product Atg21p (gene ATG21). Gene Ontology annotation, molecular function: phosphatidylinositol-3-phosphate binding; phosphatidylinositol-3,5-bisphosphate binding; protein binding. Gene Ontology annotation, cellular component: fungal-type vacuole membrane; extrinsic component of membrane; cytosol. NCBI's taxonomy places the organism in Eukaryota, Fungi, Ascomycota, Saccharomycetes, Saccharomycetales, Saccharomycetaceae. The record is from RefSeq and is a predicted model, not a curated record. Gene Ontology annotation, biological process: protein localization to phagophore assembly site; autophagy of mitochondrion; protein lipidation. The coding region runs from base 1 to 1404 and encodes 467 amino acids. The transcript has a single exon.